AUGUCAUCAGGAGCUGUUCUUGAGGCAUGUGUUGACUGUCCGGCAUCUGCGCGAGCUGCCAUCGCCGGCAGAGUCAACUCGAUCGAGCUGUGCGCAGGGCUAGCCACGGGCGGGGUGACGCCGUCGCUGGGCCUGAUCCGAGCCGUGGCGUGCAUGGCGGCAGCGGCCACUCCGCCGGUCCCAAUCACUGUUCUCGUUCGUCUCCGUGACGGCGAUUUUGUCUACUCGCCCGACGACAUCGCUGUCAUGGUUGACGACAUCGCCGCUAUCGGCAGCCUCGCUGCCGAUCUCCCUCCUGGCGCCAUUGCCGGCGUCGCCAUCGGCGCACUCGCUCCCGACGGCACCGCCGACCUAGUGGCCACUGCAGCCAUGGCCAGGGCUGCCCAGGAAGCUGGUCUGGCCAUCACCCUCCAUCGCGCCUUUGACGCCGCCAUCGAUCCCGUGGCUGCCUACCUCGCCGUCGUCGAUCAUCUCGCCGGCGCCGUCUCCCGCGUCCUCACCUCGGGCGGGGCGGCGACGGCGGCAGCAGGCACAGACGCGCUGCACCAGCUCCUCGCCGGGCUUGCAAGCACCACGCACGGGCAGGCGGUGACGGUUGUCGCCGCGGCGGGGCUCUCGCCGACGUCCGCCUCAGGCGUCCUCGCAGCAGGCGCCCACGGCGUCCACGGCUCGUUCUCGACAAUCGUCGUCCGAGCCGACGACGAGGCGGCGGUGGCAGGCGAGGCCAUCGGCUUUGGUCGCGGGCAUAGAGAGACCGAUGCGGAGGUGGUGGCUGCUGUGGCAGACGUGAUGGCCUUGUCGUAG
Messenger RNA from Thecamonas trahens ATCC 50062, 804 nucleotides. Its product is annotated as CutC family protein. Gene Ontology annotation, molecular function: copper ion binding. The transcript has a single exon. The record is from RefSeq and is a predicted model, not a curated record. Lineage: Eukaryota; Apusomonadida; Apusomonadidae. Bases 1 to 804 code for a protein of 267 amino acids.